Messenger RNA from Euleptes europaea (tarantolino), 930 nucleotides. It is a transcript of the gene FBXL15, whose product is annotated as F-box and leucine rich repeat protein 15. Gene Ontology annotation, biological process: SCF-dependent proteasomal ubiquitin-dependent protein catabolic process. Gene Ontology annotation, molecular function: protein binding. Gene Ontology annotation, cellular component: SCF ubiquitin ligase complex. The coding region runs from base 1 to 930 and encodes 309 amino acids. NCBI's taxonomy places the organism in Eukaryota, Metazoa, Chordata, Lepidosauria, Squamata, Sphaerodactylidae. The record is from RefSeq and is a predicted model, not a curated record. The transcript is spliced from 4 exons.
AUGGCGGCGCGCGUACGUGCGUGCGACGUCAUCAGGAGGCGCCCCGCUCAGAGCCGGGCGGGGAUGGCGGGGCCGAGAAAAAAGCUGCUGGACCUGCCCUGGGAGGACAUCCUCUUCCCCCACGUCCUCUCCCACCUGCCGCUGAGGCAGCUGCUGAGCUUGCAGAGGGUCAGCAGGGCGUUCCAGGCCCUGAUCCAGCUUUACCUCACCAACAUGCGCUGCUUCGACGCUGCCCAGGCUGGGCCUCACAUUCCCAAGGCUGCCUUCUGCGACCUGCUGAAAGACAGCGAAGCGCUGCAGCAGCUGGCCCUCCGGAACUGCUCUGCCUGGCUGUCGGAUGCGGAGCUCCUCCCCGUGAUCGGCCAGAACCGCCACUUGCAGCACAUCGAGCUGAGCAGCUGCGCGCAGCUGAGCCGGCGGGCCUUGGUGGCCAUCUCCCUCAGCUGCCCCCACUUGCGCCAGCUCUCCCUGGCCCACUGCGAGUGGGUGGACAGCCUCUCCUUGCGCAGCCUGGCCGACCACUGCAAGGAGCUGGAGUCCCUGGACCUCACGGCCUGCCGGCAGCUGAAGGACGACGCCAUCUGCUACCUGGCGCGAAGGUGCGCCAGGCUGAAGUCUCUCUCGCUGGCUGUCAACGCAAAUGUGGGCGACGCGGCCGUGGAAGAGAUCGCCAAAGGCUGCCCUGAGCUGGAGCACCUGGACCUCACGGGCUGCCUGCGGGUGAAGAACGACUCAAUUCGGACCCUGGCGGAAUACUGCCCCAAGCUGCGUGCCUUGAAGGUGAAGCACUGUAACGACGUGGUGGAGUCCAGCCUGAGCAUCCUGCGCAGCCGCGGGGUGGAGCUCGAUGUGGAGCCUCCACUGCAGCUCGCCGUGGUUCUCCUGGAGGGCAUGGUGGGCUACGCCCCCUUUAUCAACCUCCAGAUCUAG